Messenger RNA from Mesoplodon densirostris (Blainville's beaked whale), 1717 nucleotides. It is a transcript of the gene EOLA1, whose product is annotated as endothelium and lymphocyte associated ASCH domain 1. Bases 648 to 1124 code for a protein of 158 amino acids. The transcript is spliced from 3 exons. NCBI's taxonomy places the organism in Eukaryota, Metazoa, Chordata, Mammalia, Artiodactyla, Ziphiidae. The record is from RefSeq and is a predicted model, not a curated record.
UCCCGGGCUCUGCGUCGGGGAGCGCGCGCGGGGCGGCCGAGGCCGCACCUUCCUGUCCCCUCCAACGCCACCGUCCCCGCCCGCCAUCCUUCCACGUGUGUGUCCCGCGAUGCGCUGGUCCACACGCACCUGCCGCCCGCAGUCCUGCCCCACCCCCACCCCCACCCCGCCCAGCCCACCUCCCUGCCCUGCGGGGCUCAGCUGCUUGUCCGUGGCUCCCCUCCCGGUGGGGCCCACCCAGGAGUCCAUUGAGGGUCACGGACUGUGGGGCUCUCCAGAUCCUUCCCGCGUGGCACUGUGAGGAGAAGUGUCGUUUUCUCCUGUUGGAUGCGGGAGCUGCUGGGCUGUAGGAUCACCGUCAGUCCUGUGGGAUGGGCUUCUGUGCUGCGGGCUGAGGCAUCGUGGGGUUCCCGACCCAGCCGGGCGGACACGGGGCCGUUGCCUUGAUGAGCAGAACCGACCCUGAGGGAGCCGGCACGUGUGUUUCUCAUCGGUUGGGCCCUCCUGGGUCCUGGUGGUCUCCGGUCCCUGCCGAGGAGAAGACCGUUGUGGUUCCUUGGCCAGCAUUGCUGUCUUGUGGCUGAUGACUUUUCUCCUUGUCCCUCUGGUCCUCGUGCAGCUGCGUGAGGCCCUGGGAGCUCUGGGAGAUGAAGUUCGGCUGCCUGUCCUUCCGGCAGCCUUAUGCGGGUUUCAUCUUAAAUGGGGUGAAGACCCUGGAGACGCGGUGGCGGCCCGUGCUGAGCGGCCAGCGGCACCGCACCCUGGCCAUCCACAUCGCGCACAGGGACUGGGAGGACGCGGCCUGGAGGGAGCUGCUGGCCGAGAGGCUGGGGAUGAGCCCCGCGCAGAUCCAGGCCUUGCUGCAGGACGGGGAGAAGUUCGGCCGUGGAGUGAUAGCCGGGCUGGUUGACAUUGGGGACACUUUGCUGUGCCCAGAAAACUUAGGUCCCAACGAGGUUGCGGAGCUGGAGAAUCAAGCCCUGCUGCCCAACCUGCGGCAGAAGUACCUGACUGCGCUUGCCAACCCCCGCUGGCUGCUGCAGCCUGUCCCCGGGAGAGGCGGGAAGGACGUCUUCCAGGUGGACAUCCCCGAGCACCUGAUCCCCUUUGGGCAGGAGGCCUGACCAGAAUGGGCUCUCGAGAGGAAGGUGAUGGAGAGACCAGCUCAUCGUGCCACCGUCCGCUCACCUUCACGCCCUGGACGUGCACGUCUGGUUCGGUCUGAAUAGGCCCUCCCCUGGGGAGCGCUGCCCGCUCCGUGCUGUUCACGGAAGCAGACGUGCCCACCUGGUGCGGGGACGGGUUGGGACUCUCCUCCUGCGAUGCCACUCUGGGCUCAGCGAUAGAGUCUCAAGGACUUUGACCUUUAGGCAAAGAUGGCAGUGCCACUCGUUUUGGCCCUACGGAUUCUGGGUGGUUGAGAGAAAUGUGUUUUGAGGGUACCGGUUAGCGUUUUCCCCUCUUUGUCCUGGUCAGAACUCCCAGAUGUUUGGAGUGCGUCUGGGGAACGAACGAUGGGGGAAGGCUGGUGGCGGGCCUCGUGCACGCGGGAGAGGACCGCGGGCCCAGAAACAGGGCGCGGUCUGUCCUUGCAGGUGACUCUGGCCCUGUUGUAAAGUGUCCCUUGGCUCGCGAAGCGUGUGUGUUAGACGUGCUGCCCGGCCACUUCACGUCCGAAGAGAGGCUCCUAAAUACAGCUCUGACAGCAAAGUGAGAA